Molecule: messenger RNA, 1146 nt
Organism: Hyposmocoma kahamanoa
Lineage: Eukaryota; Metazoa; Arthropoda; Insecta; Lepidoptera; Cosmopterigidae
Gene: ECSIT
Product: evolutionarily conserved signaling intermediate in Toll pathway, mitochondrial
Exons: 5
Coding region: 1-1116 (371 amino acids)
Cellular component (GO): mitochondrion
Source: RefSeq, a predicted model, not a curated record
AUGGCUACAAAAAUAAUUAGGAGUAUUUUGAGAUGUAAGACGAACAACUUUAUAUUGAAACGUUGGGAAAGUUCCGAAAAGCGAGUAACUGUGUAUGACCCCUUUGUGACGAUACCAAAGAAAAAUAAGAGCUCCUAUUUAGAAGCUAUAAAAAUGUAUGAAGCUAAAACAGACUUUCGCAGAAGAGGUCACGUAGAGUUCAUUUACGCGGCUUUGGCGAGAAUGCAAGAGUUUGGCGUGCAAAAAGACUUGGACGUAUAUAAAGCGCUAGUGGAUAUAUUACCAAAGGGGAAGUUUAUACCUCAAAAUAUUUUUCAGGCUGAAUUUAUGCAUUAUCCUAAACAGCAACAGUGUACAGUAGACCUGUUAGAGCAAAUGGAAGAUAACCAUGUAAUUCCUGAUACAGAAAUGGAACAAAUGUUACUAAACAUAUUUGGGCGGCGAGGUAUACCUCUUAGGAAAUUCUGGAGGAUGAUGUACUGGAUGCCAAAGUUCAAGAACCUCAGCCCAUGGUACCUGCCUGAUGAGCUGCCCAAAGAUACUUUGGAAUUAGCUAUCUUGGCAAUACAGAGGAUUACAUCUGUUGAUGCAGAAACUAGAGUUGAUAUUUGGCAGACAGAAGAAAUAGAAGCAUCAUUAGACAAGACCUGGGUUGUCAGUGCUCAGAGUGAUGCACAAAAGGUUUUAUUAGCAGAACAACCGCUAGAAGAGCCCCUAACAGUUCGAGGACCUUUCUUCGUAUACUUAAGGGAUCAAGUUGUUAACUACUUUAUUCUCUUUGGAAAAAUAAGACCAGAACAUGUAGAUAAUAAGGAUCCAGAUGAUGUAUCAAACAUAGAGAAGCCUAUAGGCAUACCUGGUGUAAUUGGUCAAAGUACACUACCAGCAACUAAGUGUACAGUACAUGAACAAGAUGACGGAACAAUAGUUUCUAUAUGUGCUACUGGUACCUCAUCAAGAGAUUCUCUUCUAUCCUGGAUAAGACUACUGGAGAAAUAUGGAAACCCACUACUGUCAAAAAUACCUGUGAUCUUCACAUUAACAGCACCCUCUACUGAUGUAUCAUUACAGGAAACUCAGCCAGCUAUAAAAGAAAGCAAAAUAGCAACUAGUUAACAGAAUUUAAAAUUUUAUUGCUUAAAUGUU